This is a messenger RNA of Rhodotorula toruloides NP11, 2259 nucleotides long. RefSeq names its product mitochondrial distribution and morphology protein 31. The coding region runs from base 1 to 2259 and encodes 752 amino acids. NCBI's taxonomy places the organism in Eukaryota, Fungi, Basidiomycota, Microbotryomycetes, Sporidiobolales, Sporidiobolaceae. Gene Ontology annotation, cellular component: mitochondrial inner membrane. The transcript is spliced from 5 exons. The record is from RefSeq and is a predicted model, not a curated record. Gene Ontology annotation, biological process: mitochondrion inheritance.
AUGGCGUCGCUCGCAACCUCCUCACGCCAACCUCGCUGGGCAGACGUCUACCGCUGCUUCGCCGCCCUGCGACCGGCGCCAGUCGCCACCCGCGUGACGGAAAGGGCUUUUGCGGAUGCGUGGCGUGCAGCGCGCGCUACAGGACGGCGGGGAGUGAUGACGACGGUCGUCGGAGGCAGGACUCCUGGGUCGGCACUUUUGGCGGGCGUGAGGGAGCGAGGGAGUGGGAUGGCGAGCGUGCGGACAGAGCUGGACAAGCGCUGGAUACACUGCACAGCGCCAGGUUGCCCCAACAACCAGUCGACCCGCACCUUCGCCUCUUCCUCACCGUCAAGCUCGUCGAAUCCCUCGCCCAACCCUCCUCCGCCUCCCGACCCUCGAUCGCCCGACAGAUCGAGGCAAAACGCUCUCGCCAAACCAGAGCCGCACCCGCUCGCGAAACCCGAGCCUCACCCCGUCGUCUCGACCUCUGCCCCACAUCCCGCCUACCUCUCUUCCCUGUCUCGCUCGAUCCGACGAGCAGCAAGCGCCCUUCAGACUCCCGCAGGACGACCACCGCCGAAGGAACAACUUCUCAGCCUGACGAACUCGUUCUUCGAGCGUCUCAAGAUCCGCUUCAAGUGGGCGACCAUCCGCUCGUACAGGCGGUUCCGCGCCGACGAUUACUCGGCGUUCUUCUCAUUCGGCAUCCUCGGCACCCUCGGAUGGUUCCUCCUCUCGACUACGUCCGCCUUCGCCCUCUUCUUCUUCGUCGUCAACUCGCUCUCGCUCCAGGAAUGGAUCGCAGGCAAGCUCGGAUCGUACUUGACCGACUCGACAGGCGUCAAGGUCGUCUUUGAGAGUGCGAUUGUGCCCAAGUGGGGCAUCUUUGGCAAGGAGGGCAGCAGGAUCGUCUUCAAGAACGUCUACAUCUCGCGCGGACCGGUCAAGGGCGAACUGGGUGUCUUGCCUGUUCUUGAGCAGGAGCGCACGGAUGAGACGGAGGAAGAGGCGCGGCUGCGCGAGAUGAUCGCAGAAUGGACGCACUUCCACCUCAGCAUCGACACCGUCGAGGUCAGCCUCAGCCUCGGGCGCUGGCUCGACGGCAAGGGCUUGAUUAAGGAUGCGGCGGUGCGGGGUGUGCGCGGCGUCAUCGAGCGCUCGCACAUCGUCUACGACCCGAACGCGCCGAAGGACCGCUUCGCCUACCGCAACAAGCCUCGACCUGGUGACUUCUGGCUUGAAGGGCUCAAGAUUGAAGACUUCCUCGUCACUAUCUAUCAGCCGGAGAACUUCCGACCGUACACCUUCUCCAUUUUCAACGCCGACAUCCCUCGCUUGCGCAAGCAGUGGCUCUUCUACGACCUCAUGUCGGCCGAAGCCGUCACAGGCCAGAUCGACAACUGUCUCUUCAGCUUGCACAAGCCUCAGUCGAUCGGGCGGACGAGCGAGGAGGACUUGAAGGACGCGCGGUGGUCUCGCAUGUCCCGCUUCCGCAUCGAUGGCGUUCCCAUCGACCACAUGCAGUCAACUGCCGACACCGGCGUCCUCUCCUGGAUCACCUCGGGCCGCUGCGACCUCGUCGCCGACAUCCGCUUUCCUCGCGAGGACACUGAGCUCGACCUCUCGGCGCUUGUCGACCACCUCGUCGACGAGAUCGGCGAGCGCCUCUCUCCCUCGAAGGAAGAGUCGGACUCGCCUAUCCCGGGUCGGCGAUCGCUUUCGCGUGAUGCCCUACAGGCGCCGAGGGACGAGGAUGCUGAGCAGGUCAAGAAGGAGGAGCGGCUGAAGGCGCUGCGCUUUGCGAAGGAGACGGAGAAGGCGGCUGCUAAGGCGAGUCUGGGCGUAGACGAGGAUGAUGGCGAGGAGUUGCACGUCGGCGAGGAUGAGGAGGACCGUAUCGUCUCGAUCGACCUUGACAUCCGCUUCAAGGACCUCAAGGCGUCUGUGCCAUACUUCACGUCCGACCUCUCCUACGUCAACAACGCCCUGAUCCGCCCCAUUGUCGCCUUCAUCAACCGCAACCGCACCCUCAUCCCGAUCCGCUGCCACAUCGACCUUGGCCUGAGCGAGUUCAACGGCAGCUGGACAACGUACGACGUCGGCAUCCUCGACCGCAUGUCGGAGCAGGUCUACUCAGCGCUGGCGCACCACGUCUCGCAGUCGAACGAGCAGCGGCUGCAGACGGUCGGGCUGUGGACGCUGCAGAUGACGGCCAACACGGUACUCGGCGCUCUCAAGAGUAACCUGACUCUCGCGCAGGAUCCGCUGUGGCACUGA